GACCCAAUCGUCCGGCGUUGCAGGUCUGGACUCGUUCAAUCGGCAGUUCACGUAUUUAUCUGCCUGCAGCCCUAUAGGGAGCGUCGCUGCUGCACAUCUGGCCUCUGGCAUAUAUAGACCGUUGAACGCUGUGCCAUAGUGGGAUAAUGCGUCGUGACGUGAAACGCGUGAGUUAAAGAUCCGCGAGGGGAUAAACAAAUCAGCGAUUCGUAUUUGUUAUUUGCCACCUGUGUGCGGGAGCCGUUUAAAAGUCUUAUCCUCGAUUUGUUGAGCGAAUCGAAAAACAAAAGUGGAUACGAUGGCGAAGAAGGAGACGGAAAACGACGAACUAGCAUCGAAUUCAAACGAUUUGAAGGAACCCUUGCUCCCCGUGAGCGUCGAGACGGAAAAGAAGGAUCAAAAUUUCCGCGUGCCGAUCAUCAACUCUACUUACAAGCUUAUGCAGAGAAGGAUAAAGAGGCACAAGAAGAACAAAUUGCUGUGUCCUGAGCCGUGCACAGAGGACUCUCGCAAACGCAGCAAGGUGAAGAAGCGGACAAAGAAAUUAGCUGAUGUUGAAAUUGCAUCAGAUAAGAACAUUGCCACUCUGUUGAGAUCUGAGCGGCUGCUUGAGUUUAUAAAGAAAGGACGCAAGAUUCCUUAUGAAAUUGGACGUAAUAUAUCUCAGAAGACAGGAUUUAAAUCCGUAAGUGAUCUGAAUAACUACAUAAGUGCACACAGAAAGAAGUUUAUUGUUCUAGUCGACAAAAAGGAAAAAUAUUGCCAAAGUGAUUCUCAAAAGUGUAAUGGCGCUUUUAGAAGAACUGACUCGGUGGAUUUAGAUCUCUAUUUUACGCAUCACUUUGGAGAUUCUGCUGAGAACUCAGCAACUUAACUCCUCGCAACAAGAGAUGUUAUACAAAUGAUGCUAGCCUUUCCUAUUUCUCGAGUUCGAAGAAGACUGUUGAGGACACCUCCAAAAUGUAAAACGAAGACUACCGUUAAUUUAGUGAUUUAACAGAACAAUGACCGAUCGAAUAUGUAGCCUUCUCUUAUUUGUUAUGUCAAUUCUAUCCAGGAUAUUCUUAUCAUAUAGUAUAAGAUUAUGUACUAUCAGAAAUAUUUAUCUUAAUCUCUACUCAUGUAUCACUGUUUUUUUUCUCUAAACUCUUUUACUCAAAUGUUUCAUUGAGAAUGUUUAGAUUUUAAAAACAAUGCAAACUGUUUCUAUAAAAGUACGUUCCUGACUCAAAUUAAUCGCAUGAGAUCGGUUCUUCGACUAUUGUUUACAUAUAAGUGAUUAUUUUUUAUUUUUAAAGGCUGUUGAAUAGACUUUGUGUGUAUACAAUACUAUAGGAUUGCAGAAUAGUAUUAUUUUUUGAGAAAGUAAGAGACUAUAGUGUUUUUUGAUUGAAUUAUAGCUAUAUUCACUUCUAAGUAUAAAAGGGAUUAUUUAUUAUACAAAUCAUGAAUGUAUAUCGUACGAGCAAAGUGUAAAUUUUCUUUAUUUUGAUAUUCCAGAUCAUCGAUUUGUGAUCCGAAUUGUUGUACAUGAAAACACCUUUUUUUGGUUACUUAUUAUUUGCAUACAAGAUGCUCGAGACACUGAUAUUUGCAUAAGUGCCGUAUGCAAAAUGUAUGAAUUUUCUUUAUCAUCAAAUCGUUGUACAUUAAUACAUAUUUCUUUAGUUAUUUUUCAUUUGCAUACAAAAGCUCGAAACUCUAAUAUUUGCAUAGACGUUGUAUGCAACAAAAUUAUAUGAAGAAAAAACUAAUCAAAAUCAUAAAUCAAUUUCAUUCGUUUGGAUAACGUAUUAGCGAAUUUAUAAUUGUAUAAAACAUAUACAAAUCGUAACCUUAUAUCAGGAUUAUCAUUCUAUAAAAUAUAAUCCAAAUUAUUGUAUUAUAGCGUUAUUCAUUUUUGUGAAUAAUUUCCAUGGAUGUUUGAUUGUAUACAUAAAUAUAAUUUUUCAUUUUACCGCAAAAUGUAAGUAUAUGAAGUAUUUGUCACAAACAUUACUUGUACCACCAUUGAUAACUUUAUUUUUUAGUAAAUAAAAACGUUUCCAAAAUAA
Molecule: messenger RNA, 2054 nt
Organism: Nasonia vitripennis (jewel wasp)
Lineage: Eukaryota; Metazoa; Arthropoda; Insecta; Hymenoptera; Pteromalidae
Exons: 6
Coding region: 299-874 (191 amino acids)
Source: RefSeq, a predicted model, not a curated record